AUGUAUCCUUUCGGUCAACCAUACCCAGAUGCUUCCAAUGAUACACAGUCUUGGCAAAAUGAACUUUGGGUGAAGAUUCAGCGUGAUGCUCAUGAGGAUGAGAUUGACUUGACUGUUCUUCCAUUUGCCAAGGAAGCUAUUGCCAGUAUUGCAGAACUGGCUGUGAAGCAAAUCGACACUAAGCAGUUUGGGUUUCAAGGAGCGAAAAGGAUUGAUGUGCAUACACAUCCCAUACCAGACUGGUUCCGAGAACUGGAGUUGAAUGCAGCAGGCCGUGCGACACCCUCUUGGACUGUGCAAGACCACCUGAAGUUUAUGGAUCAAUAUCAGAUAGUGCACUCGGUUCUUUGCGUCUCCACACCCCAGGCAAAUGCAUUCUUGACUGAGACAGAUGAAGAAUCGAGGAAGAAGAAGACGCUCGCGCUGGCUAGACUACUGAACUGUUUCACUGCGGAACUGUGCAGGAUAUACCCUGAGCGAUUCAGUUGGAUGGCCAUCAUGCCACUACCAUAUGUCCAAGAGUCAAUCACAGAGUUGAAAAGAAUGUUCUCAAUGAAAGGACAAGAGCCCAUCGGCGUCGGCGUACUUACUAACCACGAGGGCCUGUACCCCGGCGAUGCAACCUUCAACCCGCUAUGGGCCUUUUUACAGAAAAGAGCAGAUGAAGAAGGAAGGAGAGAAGUCAUCUUCGUCCACCCCACCGAACCCAUCAUCAAACUCGACGACGGACGCUUGAUAAACUCUCGACCCUCACCCCUCCGCUCCGGCCUCGGCGAAUUCUACUUCGAAACCGCCCGCGCAAUCUCCAGCCUCACCGCCGCCUCCACCAUCCUCACCCACCCGCACCUCCACUGGCGCAUCUCCCACGGCGCAGGCGCCUUCCCAGACAUAUCCUCCCGCUUCCUCCUCGGCUUCCCCGCCAUCGCCUCCGCCUCCCGCCAAAUCUACAAGACUCGCUUUUGGUACGACAGUGCUGGGCCCGUGUGGCCGAGUCAGAUUAAAGGGUUGACGGAGGGCAUGCAGGUGCCCGUGAGUCAGAUGGUGUUUGGUACGGAUUAUCCGUAUGGUAUCGGGUUUUGGGAUGUUGGGGAGAAUAUCGGGGGGUUGGCGAGGGUGGAGUGGUUGGGGGAGGGGGAGAGGGAGGGUGUGUUUUGGGGGAAUGCGAGGGAGUUGUGGGAGGGGAGGAUUUGGGAGGGUGGGGUGUGA
This is a messenger RNA of Bipolaris victoriae FI3, 1206 nucleotides long. RefSeq lists its product as hypothetical. The coding region runs from base 1 to 1206 and encodes 401 amino acids. The record is from RefSeq and is a predicted model, not a curated record. Gene Ontology annotation, molecular function: hydrolase activity; carboxy-lyase activity. Gene Ontology annotation, cellular component: cytoplasm; cytosol. Gene Ontology annotation, biological process: secondary metabolic process. The transcript has 3 exons. Lineage: Eukaryota; Fungi; Ascomycota; Dothideomycetes; Pleosporales; Pleosporaceae.